AUUCUUAAACGCGUUUCUUUAAGAUACAAAACAGGAAUAUGAUGCUGACUUAUUCAUCGUAUAAUUCAUACAUUCUUGCCUCCAACAGUCUGCUACUGAUGGCUUUUUUCUUGGUCAAUUACUACGCCACAGCAUGGAACAUGCGUGCGCUUGAAUACGUGUUGAGUUUACGCCUUGUGGUGAUGUCAGAAAGAAUUGUUUCAAUGAUUGCUUUUAUUAAUAUCUGGUAUGCCUCUAGGGGUAUUGCAAACCCUUUCUUAUCCUUUGUUGCUUUUCCUGUUAAACAAUACUACUUGACUGCUGGACCUCUUUCAACUGCACUUGAAAAAUUUGUGCAUUCUAUUCGAUCAGAAUCCAUCUCAAACAAGCCAACGCCAUCUGUACCAUCAACACCAACUACACCUGUAGUGAAUGAAGAAUCAAAAGAAGAAGCCUUUAUGAAGUUGUUUUCUAGUCCUCAAAACAAACCACAAAAACAACCUUCUUACACUUUACCACACGCUAAACCCAAAACUGGAUUAGAACCUGAUCAUUCUUUUCAUACUGUAUUUAACCAAAUGUUAUCUGCAACAACAGAUCAAUCUAGUAUUCAGCAAAGAAAUGUAGCCCAAGCUGAACUUAGGCAAUUGUUUACCAAUGAUGCUCAUUCUACUUGUACUAAGCCCAUUACGAUGACAAACAACUUGGUCAUGACAGAACAACAACAAGAACAACAAGAACAACCAUCUCAUGUGCCUAAACUUCAAUAUACACCUUGUGUUCGACCUCCUAUCAAACCCUCUCAACACCGUGAACGUCUGUUGUGGUUCUUGUCUCCUACUGCUGAAGUAGUAGAAGACUUCAGAAUUGAACAAAUGAUUCAAUUUCAACAAAACUGGCAUAAAUUCAAUGAUCGUACUUCGCGUGUACACUAUGAUAAAAUGACAGAUAUUCUAUUAAGCAAGAUCUUUAAACCUUUGGCUGAAUCCAUUCAUAUCUAUAAUGAAAUCCUUGCUUCUACAGGCCGUAAUUUAGCCAAUUGUCCUCCUAGUACAGCCAUGUUUUCUUUGAUGAUGCCUCAUACCUCUACCAUUGCUUUUAAUAUUCCUGAAAUUGAAAACUUCAUCAACAUCAAUGGUUAUGCUAACCCUGAAGGAAGACAGUAUGUCAUGGACCGUAUCAAGGAACUGGCUUCUAGUCAUCGUAUGGCUGCUUAUCGUUUUACACCUAAAGCGCAGGGUAUGCCUACAGAUGCUCAGAUCAUUAUCCAUAUCUUUACACAUUAUUUGAGUAUCAAAGAACCUUAUGCUAUUCCUCCUUUGGUUCCUGUAGAAGGCGACUUGUUCAAGUUCUUAUUAAUUUAUGUCAAGAUUACACCAGAGUUGGAUCAUUGGCGAUUGUAGAUUUUUAUAAAUAAACUAUAUUUUUUUUUUUUCUUUUUCUUUUAUUAUUUUUACGAACAUGUUCAAAAGACAGUUUCAUUCG
This is a messenger RNA of Gilbertella persicaria, 1464 nucleotides long. RefSeq lists its product as uncharacterized. The record is from RefSeq and is a predicted model, not a curated record. The coding region runs from base 39 to 1382 and encodes 447 amino acids. The transcript has 7 exons. NCBI's taxonomy places the organism in Eukaryota, Fungi, Mucoromycota, Mucoromycetes, Mucorales, Choanephoraceae.